This is a messenger RNA of Cheilinus undulatus (humphead wrasse), 1199 nucleotides long. RefSeq names its product vimentin-related 2 (gene vimr2). Gene Ontology annotation, biological process: skeletal muscle organ development. The record is from RefSeq and is a predicted model, not a curated record. The transcript is spliced from 10 exons. The coding region runs from base 1 to 1164 and encodes 387 amino acids. NCBI's taxonomy places the organism in Eukaryota, Metazoa, Chordata, Actinopteri, Labriformes, Labridae. Gene Ontology annotation, cellular component: sarcolemma; Z disc; cell-cell junction.
AUGGCCAUGCUCAGAGUGUCGUCUUACCGCAGGCUGUUUGAGGAGGAAAGCUGGAGUGGAAACAGAGGAUUGGGGUGUGCAGGGCAGUACCGGGCCUCCAUCAGGGCUGCAGCUGCUGACAAGUGUGACUGUGACAAACUAGAUUUUGUAGCUGUAAAGGAGCUCAACAAGGAGGGUCUGAGCCAGUUUAUCCAAGACCGCGCCAACAUCGCCGCCCUCAAUGAUCGCCUGGUCAGACUUAUUGAACUGGCUCACUGUUUUGAGGAGGAAAAUGAGUCCCUUGAAUGUCAGAUUGCUCAUCUAGAGGAGCCAAACAGCCGUCCAGCCUCCUCCAAAAUCACUUCCACACCACGUGAGCCCGACUACAGCCUUGAUGCGGUGGUGGAGAGACUGCGCAGAGAGAGGGAUGAGAUUCUGUGUGACACCAAGGAGCUACAGAAAGAGCUGGAACAUUUGAUGAAAGAGUCAGAGAAGGCAGCACAGCAGAGGAUCCUCCUCCUGCAGGGACGACAAGAUGUAGCUGAGGUGGUGGACGCUGUGACAGCAGAGUGUUUGGCGCUGAGGGAGCAAGUGGCUAUCUAUGAGGAGCAGCUGGCUAACAUGGAGGCCCAGCAGAAGACGGCGGUACAGAAUCUGCUGUAUCCAGCUGAAGAGACGACAGGAGCCGUGGCGGCCUUUAAAUUUGGCAGCCCUGACAUCACUCCGGCCUUGGAUGUAAAGGAGUACUACUGCCAGCUGGCUGAGAGCCUCCAGUUCGAGUGUGGUGCAGUCUCUUUGGCUUUGGUUCCCAUCGGUGAUGGAAAACAACUGGAAGUGGGAGGUGCUGCAGGGUCAAGAGUCAAAGACCCGUCAAAGAUAAAGGACAUCAGGGAGAUGAAGAUGCUGAUAUCGGAGCUUCAGAAGGAGCUUGCUGAGCUUGAAAAAUGUAACGACGAGUUGGAGGACGAGAUGGAGAUGAAGAAGGCUGCGUACAUGGACCAGAUUGCUGAGCUGGAGUGUACCAUUGAUGAAAUGCGGCACCAGGAGUUCGACCUUCAAGAGCAGAUGAAGGAGCAGUGUGAAGACUACAAGAUACUGCUGAAUGAGAAGAUGGCCAGAGACAUGGAAAUCACUGCGUACAGGAGUCUGGUUGAGGAAGAGGAGGAGCGGCUUUGCAACCUGUGACUCAAAGCUCCUAUCGCCGCUGGAUGCUCCACCAC